AUGUCUAAUGAUUCUAUCACUCCAAUAACAGAGGAUGAAUUCAUCACUAUAUCUACUAUAUGUGUUCCUCUGAACAUCAUUUCUCUUAUUUCUACUGUUACCUCAUGCGUGAUAUUUGGCUUCAUCCAAAUAUAUUAUCCUAAAUUCGCAGACCGGGUUUCAUUUCGUUUAAGUUUUGCGGCCUUAUUUUGUGAUAUAGGUUAUUCUUGUCAUCUUCUAGUUAUUCUUGCUGGGGAUGAUACUCCUGAUGUAUCCAUAUUGUAUUGUGCGAUCGUUGUUAUUAUGGUCAUUAGAAAACUUAAAUCUGUGGCGAAGAAAGUUGAUUAUUCUUUGUCAACUUCUCAGUCAUCUAGUUAUCCCGGUUUGGUUGAUAAUACUGUGAUUUCUUCUGUUGUUAAAAGGGUCAUGUGGUAUCCUGUGGUGCCAUUGGUGGCUCAAUUUUUUAGUUCUUUCGUUGAAAUUUACGCUUAUAUUAAUCGCGUGGUCUAUUAUCCUCUAUAUUUACUUUGCUUCAUUGGCAUGUCGCUUCAAGGAUUACUGAAUGCUUUAGUAUUUUCACAAGACAUUGCUGUUACUCGUACUUUCCAGGAUGUUAAACUGCAAUGGUGGAUCUCCAAUGUUAACUCUUAUGAGUUUCAUUAUCCUCAUCGAUCUCAUAGCAAAGCAAUUACAGAUGAAUUCUGCAUGUUAGAAAGAUCCAAUGAUUUUGUUGAACUGAAACCUUCUUUUUUAGAAUGGAUAAAAUACAUGCUAUUGAUUAAACUUUUCUCGCCUCCAGAAAGUUCAUCUCGAUUAAUUUCACCCAAACUUUUAUCACAUAUCAAUUCUUUGAUUGAAAAUAAGCCUAUUAAUACUUCUUCUGCCCUGUUUGGAAAGAACAAUUCAAAACAAAAUAUAACUCUUAACAAUCAAAAUAAUAAUCAAGAAAUUCAUUUAGUUUUUCCCGAACCUGUUCAUUUAGAAAAUUCUUUUCAAUAUCCCUCAAUAGAUUUAUCAUCUCAAUGUUUAAAUCCAACAACUUCAUCUGAUCCCUUGAUAGGACGGAUUAAUAGUGAACCGAUAAAAAGAGUAUCAGGGGAAAUUCUAAAAAUAUUUGGCCCAGAUACUGAUUUAUCACAAGAAAUUGAAAUGUAUAAACAAACUUUAAAAAAACUAUAA
This is a messenger RNA of Dentiscutata erythropus, 1158 nucleotides long. Lineage: Eukaryota; Fungi; Glomeromycota; Glomeromycetes; Diversisporales; Gigasporaceae. The record is from the annotation of a GenBank genome assembly.